Molecule: messenger RNA, 2133 nt
Organism: Micropterus dolomieu (smallmouth bass)
Lineage: Eukaryota; Metazoa; Chordata; Actinopteri; Centrarchiformes; Centrarchidae
Gene: dctn2
Product: dynactin 2 (p50)
Exons: 14
Coding region: 194-1408 (404 amino acids)
Biological process (GO): mitotic spindle organization
Cellular component (GO): dynactin complex; centrosome; cytoplasm
Source: RefSeq, a predicted model, not a curated record
CUCUUGCAGGAAAUCCAACGCACACGCUGUCAAGCUAGUAACCACAUCAGCCUGGAAGCGUCCGGCGGCAGAGAGACUGCUGGCUCAUCGAUCGUUAGCUUUUGUUCUUUUUGGUUAAUCGAUAAUAUUCACGUUUGAAGAACUGUUAUAUUAUAUAGUGAUUUCUUGGUCUGGUCUUUGCAUCGCGCAGACAAUGGCUGAUCCAAAAUACGCAAAUUUGCCAGGAAUUGCCUUUAACGAGCCGGACGUGUACGAGACAGGUGACCUUCCAGAAGAUGAUCAGGCUCAGUUUGAGUCGGAGGAGCUCUGCAGUGACAGCGUGGAGAGGAUUGUGGUCAACCCCAAUGCAGCCUAUGACAAGUUCAAAGACAAGCACGUCACCACCAAGGGACUUGACUUCUCAGACAGGAUAAGCAAAAGCAGAAGAGUGGGCUACGAGUCAGGAGAAUUUGAAAUUCUCGGAGAGGGCUGUGGAGUGAAGGAGACGCCCCAGCAGAAGUACCAGCGCCUGGUGAACGAGAUCCAGGAACUCACUCAGGAGGUGGAUGCCAUCCAGGCUGCCACAAAUGAAAGCAAUGCAGAAGAGCGCCUGACCCCGGUAGUACUCGCGCAGCAGGCAGCCCAGCUCAAACAGCAGCUGGUUUCUGCCCAUCUCGACUCACUGCUGGGACCACAGGCACACAUCAACCUGGCUGACCCAGAUGGCGCGCUGGCCAGGCGUCUGCUCACCCAGCUGGAAGCGGCCAAGGGCAGCCGUGGCAGCACCGCAGGAGACACCAAGCCGACGGCAUCAGCUAAGGGCCCAGAUGGAGUGGUACUCUACGAGUUGCACAGCAGACCAGAGCAGGAGAAAUUCAAUGAGUCUGCCAAGAUGGCUGAAUUGGAGAAGCGUCUCGCUGAGCUGGAGAUCGCUGUUGGCUCAGGAUCAGACAAGCAGGGACCUUUGAGUGCUAGUGUUCAAGGAGCAAGCUUGAUGGACACCAUAGAGCUCCUGCAGGCGAGGGUCAGCGCACUGGACUCUGCUACUCUGGAUCAAGUGGAGGCCAGGCUGCAGAGUGUGCUCGGAAAGAUGAAUGAGAUUGCUAAGCACAAAGCAGCGAUUGAAGAUGCUGAUACACAAAACAAGGUGUCGCAGCUUUAUGACGUGGUGCAGAAGUGGGAUGCCGUGUCCACUUCUAUACCUCAGGUGGUGCAGAGGCUUGUCGCUGUCAAAGAGUUGCAUGAGCAAGCCAUGCAGUUUGGCCAGCUGCUGACCCACCUGGACACCACUCAGCAGAUGAUCAACAACUCUCUGAAGGACAAUAACACCCUGCUAACACAGGUCCAACAGACAAUGAAGGAAAACCUGGUGGCUGUAGAAGAGAACUUCGCUGCGUUAGAUCAGAGGAUGAAGAAACUCUCCAAAUAAACGUUGGCAGAGUUUGGACCGGUCCAGGAGAGUGUAGAACAUGGACAAAUAAGAGUUGACUAGAGAGCACAGAGGUGGGGGGUGGGUUGGGGUUUAACUCUGUCCUUUCUGGUCAUCCCUCUCUUGCUCUCUACUUCGCCUCUGCCUUUUUUUCACAAAGUGGAAUGUUAGAAAGUUUGGAAAAGAUGGAAUAACAAAAGAAGCCCAAAUGUUCUUGUCCACCCUCCUUUCCUCUUCCUUUCUCUUGCAUCAAAUUCACAUCAACUGAAAACACAUUUGUCCACUCUAUACAUGCCACUGAUUGCAGUCUCCUGUUAAGCUUAUUGAGUUUUAGACUGGAUUGUUUUUAUAAUUAUUAGUAUUAAACAUAAGAAAUUCCUCCAUUUCCCUUUGGAACUGUAUUCUCUGGCCAAAUAAAUGGAUCACUGUAGUGUUGGGUUGAUGGAUAAAACAUUAAAUAUGUUAAGUGUAAAAAAGAGAGAAAGUCAAGAUCUGUUGUGUUGUAGCAGGAAGCACGUUCAUGAGUGUUGGGGCCACGGAAGGAGAGCUUGUAAAUAUGCCUGUGUACCUUAUUGUUUCUUCAUACUCAGUCGCUUGUAACUAUAUUAUUAUGACUGAGACCAGACACCACAGACAAACUUUUAAUCUGCUUUGUCAUUGCCUACAAGUCAGCUGUAUUGUACAUCUGUGGUCAUGGAAACUGAUCAAUAAAACAAAGUGCGAUA